Messenger RNA from Brassica rapa (field mustard), 4850 nucleotides. Its product is annotated as protein LITTLE ZIPPER 3-like. The record is from RefSeq and is a predicted model, not a curated record. NCBI's taxonomy places the organism in Eukaryota, Viridiplantae, Streptophyta, Magnoliopsida, Brassicales, Brassicaceae.
AAAUAUUUACCUAAGCUCUUUGAAAAUUAAGAUAUUUUAAAAAUAUUUACCUGAACAUAAUAAUUUUCUUUUAAUAUUAUUGACUAUGAUUAUAUGAUAGAUAAAAAUGUGAUAAUUCUUUAAUUUUUAUUUCAUAAAUGAUAAGUGAAUAUAGUAAUGUAUAAUAAUAUUUCAAAACUAAUUACAAAAUUAGUGUAAAUAUUUACAUAUAAUUUUUGAAAAUUAAGAUCUUUUAAAAUAUUCUUAAGUAGCUUUUAUUAUAAUUUUAAUAUAUAUAUAUAUAUUUAAAAUGAAAAUGUAUCAAAAGAUAUUAUGAUUAAAGUAGUUCAAAAAUUAUAUAUAAUAUUAGUCUUAAUGAAAUACAUUUAAUAAAAAAUUUAAAUGAUGGUCUAACUUAAAAAAAUCACACAUGAAAUAAAUUUGUGACUUCUAUUUUAAUAGAAUAGAUGUGUAAUCAGAUAAAUCUAAAUAUUUGUAGUGUUGAGUAUUGACAACAAUAUCAAAAUAGGAGACAGUAAUGUUUUACAUUCAAUAAAAUAAUAGAACUCACUAAAUGUUUUAGCUUGUUUUUAGUUUGUGUUAUUUUUCUUGGAUUGUUUUCUUUCAGAUUUUUUGAGCAAAGGCAUUCUAUUUAUAUAAAAGGAGAAAGAAAACAUUACAAAUACAACCCAGAAGGGCAGUGAUUUCUAAGACACUAGCCCAGUUUAAUAAUCCAAUAACAUUAGAGAUAGCCCAGUAACAUCCCAUAAUAGACCAAAACAGAAAUUAAAGCCGAUUUAUAUCCUUGUCACUUUUUCUACAAAAUGCAAAUUCAUAUAUUUGUGUCUCACUUGCAAGAGAGACUAUUACUAUAUCAGUUUUCAGUUUAUCGUUCAUCUAUAUAAAAUAUGGUCCUUUGUUCAAGAUCUGCCCCUCAUAAUCUUAGUAAAGGAUUUAUUUAUGUUUAAAAGUUAAGAGCUGCAAUGAUAAUGUUUGCAUGCAGUCUAAUAUGAACGCACUUUAAACCCUUACAGAGGAGACAUCAAUAAAAAAAAGUAAAGUUCAAAAGACAAAAGAAAAGAUUAUGGAAAGGAAACAAUAAUUUUAAAAAUACAAAAUAGAAUAUGAUUUUCUAGUAUAUUCUAUACCAAACACGUCCAAGUAUUAGUUAUAUAGCUGUGAUCAGAGGCCUAAUGUAAAGAAGUAAUAUACGUUACCAGUCCGAUUGAUUAAUCAAGUCACACGAGAUAUCAAAAAGUUAUAUGAAACAAGGGCCAGAAACGCCAUCUGUAAAUUCAAUCCAGCAAGAAAUGAAACUCCUCACUUUAAUAUAUUGCCUUUGUGUAAGCAAGUGCACCCACACUUAAGUUCCAUUUCAAGUCACACCUACUAACUAUUGAUUGUGUUUCAGUUUUGCUUAACUUCUAAUAUCAACCCAUUAUUUAAAAAAAAAAUAAUAAAAUCACUAGAACUUAUUCCGUGAUAAAAGAUUUGAAAGAAGCCGUACAAGACAUACACUAGGAAAAGUAGUUUUUUCAUAAACGUGAAAUUUGUUGUCAUCUUUUUUUUCUUCUUUUCCUUCUUAAAAUUAUGGGCAAACGAACGAGUUCUAGACAAGUACAUGUGAAUUUCAUACAUUUUAAAACAACAACCGUGCUGUUUAUAUGAUGUUUCACCUUCUACUACACUCAGACUAUCUCUAAUGUAUUUUGAUUUUUUUUUAUAAAAUAGAGAAUCUUUAUAAUAGAAAUUGAGUUUUCUCCGAUGUAUUUUUCUAAAAUAAAGAUCUUCGAAUAUAGAGUAAAAUGUAGAAGAAUAAUAUUUUUCCAUUAUAAAUAGAGAAAAUCUAUCGAUCUCUAUUUCAAAAGAAGAAUUUUGCCUCUAAAUCUUAUUAUAAAGGUAAAUAUAAAGUUGAAAAUACACUUAUAAUUCAUGAUUGUUUUGUAGGUUUUGGAGCUUUAAUGUUCAAACACUAUUCGUCUUGAUUACUUAUUUUUCCUCCCACCAUAGUUAAAUAAGUUUCUAUGUAACACAAGAAAUGCUGAACAAUCAACAAAGAAAUUUUUAUUUUCGACAAUUUAUACUUUUAAAUCAAGUUUUGGCCGAUAAAAAACUUCUACGUGUAACCAUUCCUAUCGAUUCAAUCUAAUUUAUAUGAGAGAAUAAAGUGUUUCGUGUUCUAGAUUCUUUAGCAAAUAGCAUUUGUACGGACAUUAAAAACACGGAAAAUAUAGCAAACACUAAAGCGUUAUAUAUACUAAACGAAAAACCAUCUAUUUCCGAAAAGGUCGGCCAGUCUACCGGAUUCUUAAAUAUCUCCAUCAACUAAUAACAAAUAACUGAAAUAAUUAAAUAACCAAAAAUAAAUAUCUUGGGAAUCUUUGGAGUUGCCAAUGUGCAUGUUGGAAGAUGAUACACAUAUUAAAAUUUUUAUUUCAUUAAGGUUUUAAUGUUUUCGGUUAUAUAUAUGCAGAUCUUGGAUUACAAGGUUCUAUGAUUAUUUUUCAGAAUUACCAUCCAUUUUUUAAAAAAAUGUAGCAAAUGAUUUGUACUCUACAAAAUCAAAAACUUAAAUUAAGGUUGAGUGUAAUAUUUACUACACCAAUAUUGAGCAAACCGGAAAUGAGAGGCUGAAAGAGAACAUAGAAAAUGAUCCAAAACGGUUGAAAUUGAAUCAUGAAGGAUGAUGGUUCGAACCAAACUUUACCAUCAUUGUGAAUCUUUAUAUGACAUUCUACUACAUAUAGCUAGCUCACUCACUCCUACAAAAAUGAUGAAAUUAUCUUUAGGACUAGUUCCCUUAUAACAAAUUAUCUUCUGUUUAGAGGAUGCAUAUGAUGAAGAGCCGAAAAUGUUUGAGAAGGGGUAUUUGGAAGUUACAAAGAUGUUCUUAGAAAAAUGUAUAUCCCUAAAUUUUAUUUCCAUUUAUUAUCCGUUUUAUUUUGAUUUGAAAAACUCAAAUAUUCGUAACUUUAAGAAAAGUACAACAAAUAUGAAUUUUAAUUUUUGUUAAAAAUCAAUUAAAUCAAAAAUACUAAUAUUUUAAAAAUUAGAUAUCUGAUUCAACAUACAUAUAAUUAUAUUUAUGUAUAAGUUUUAAAAUAUAUUUUUAUUAAAUUGGUUAUUUAAAUAUUAAUAUUCAAGAUAGGCUGUUGGUGAUGCUACAAAUCUCGUACAACAAUCACAUUGGUCUCUACAGGAAUCUUCAUGAAGCUUGGCAAUUGAAGUUAUGUGGUUUAUUUAUCUAGUUUAGCCACCAAGUUGGCAGUUUGUAAUGCUAAUGAAGCUGUAAAAGCUAUGAACUAUUGUAGAGAUCUUCAAGUUUAAGUAAUGGAAAACAUGUUUGCACAAAAAAGAAAGAUACUAAAUUUAGAUUUUAUAUUUCAAUUUUUAGUUUUGAAUUCCAAAAUUUUUUACACACUAGAUUAAAUCUUAGAUCAUCUCCAAUGGGGAUUUUUCUCAUUGGAUUUCUUAAUAUAUGUAUUAUGUAUAUAUAUAUAUAUGUAUAUUAUAUAUAUAUAUAAUAAUUGUGGGGUUCACAAUUAUUGUGGAAUCUCGUAAAUAAAGGUUUUUAAAGAUUUUUAAAAUUCUCUUUUAAAAACUCUUACUUAUAGGAUUCAACAAAAAUUAUGGAUCCCACAAUUACUUAUACAUAUAUAAUAUAUACAUACAUAUAUAUACAUAAUACAUAUAUUAAGAACCCAAUAAAAAAAACUUCCCACAAUUACUUAUACUUAUAUAAUAUAUACAUACAUAUAUAUAUACAUAAUACAUAUAUUAAGAACUCAAUAGGAAAAACUCCAUUGGAAGUGUUCUUAAAUACUCGGUAGAAAUAUAAAUUUUCAGAUAUCCAAACAUCAAAUUUUUUUACACAUUUACGCAGUUGAUACAAAUGUUGAUUUGGACAAAAUGGAACGGCUCAUAAAUACUUUCAAAUUUUGGAUAUCCACUUUGUUACCACCACUAAAGAUCAAUUUCGAAAGAAGAGCAAGCAAAGCAAGAAACCCCCUUCAUCUCUCUAACUUCUUUCUCUUUAAUAAAUCAUCAUCAUUCACAUGACGCAAUAUGCAUACAUCUUUUCUCUCUCUCUCUCUCUCUCUCUUCUCGCGGCCGCCAUCUAUGCAUAAACACAACACAACGCAUGAUUGUUGUGUCAGGAGAGAGAUAAAGAACCUUCUCUCUCUAGCUUUUGGGGAUCUAUAUAACAGACAGUGUCUCCCUUUGUUCUCUUUGUCCCUCUACCUUCUAUACACAGUAGCGUCUCUCUCUCUCUCUCUCUCGAUUAACUCUGCAUCUCAACACUCCUUCCCAAAAGCAAGCAAUCAAUGGAGAGGCUAAACUCGAAGCUGUAUGUGGAGAACUGUUACAUAAUGAAAGAGAAUGAGAAGCUAAGGAAGAAAGCUGAGCUUCUGAACCAAGAAAAUCAACAGCUUCUGGUUCAACUCAAACAGAAACUCUCCAAGGCUAACAAGAACCCUAAUGGAUCAAACAAUGACAACAAUGUCUCUUCAUCAAGCUCUGCUUCUGGAAAAUCCUGAAUUAUAAUUAAGAAAUGUUAGAGCAAAGAAUCUGGAAUUGGAAGGAAAAAAAGACUCAACCGUAUGGACUUUUUCUUUGGUUAUUUCAUUUGGUGUUAAUGUAGGGAAGAUAGUAGUAGUAUCCAGUAGUUUUUAAUGAAAGAAGAUUCUCUUCUAUUACAAGAAGACAGUGUCUCUGUAUUAGUCUUCUCAGUCAUAUUUUACUUUGUUUCUGUUUUCGAUGUUAAUUAAAGAACUUUCUUUGCUUUCUUGUGUGGGGUUUGGGUUUUAGGAUAUGGUUGAUUCUUGGACUAACAUUGUACCUCUGCUCUAUCAAAUAUUUUCUCAUGUCCA